AUGAGCACAACAAACACGCCUUCAGAAUAUGUGAAACUCAUUAGCGCUGACGGAUUUGAGUUCGUCAUUCACCGCGAGGCUGCAAUGCGAUCGGGAACAAUUAAGAAUAUGCUUGUUGGUCCAGCUCAAUUCAAGGAAUCUUUUGAAAACGAGAUCCCAUUCCGUGACAUAAAAGCUGUGAUUCUCGAAAUUGUGUGCCGAUAUCUCUACUACAAGUGGCAAUAUGAAGGCUGCACAACAGAAAUCCCAGAGUUCAAGGUCGAUCCUGAGGUGGUGUUGGAAACGCUGAUGACGGCUGAUUUUUUGGAAUGCUAG
This is a messenger RNA of Zychaea mexicana, 315 nucleotides long. Its product is annotated as BTB/POZ protein. Gene Ontology annotation, biological process: ubiquitin-dependent protein catabolic process. The transcript has 3 exons. The coding region runs from base 1 to 315 and encodes 104 amino acids. Gene Ontology annotation, cellular component: elongin complex. Lineage: Eukaryota; Fungi; Mucoromycota; Mucoromycetes; Mucorales; Lichtheimiaceae. The record is from RefSeq and is a predicted model, not a curated record. Gene Ontology annotation, molecular function: protein-macromolecule adaptor activity.